This is a messenger RNA of Habropoda laboriosa, 459 nucleotides long. It is a transcript of the gene TfIIA-S, whose product is annotated as transcription initiation factor IIA subunit 2. Gene Ontology annotation, biological process: transcription initiation at RNA polymerase II promoter; RNA polymerase II preinitiation complex assembly. Bases 121 to 459 code for a protein of 112 amino acids. NCBI's taxonomy places the organism in Eukaryota, Metazoa, Arthropoda, Insecta, Hymenoptera, Apidae. The transcript is spliced from 4 exons. The record is from RefSeq and is a predicted model, not a curated record. Gene Ontology annotation, molecular function: TBP-class protein binding; RNA polymerase II general transcription initiation factor activity. Gene Ontology annotation, cellular component: transcription factor TFIIA complex.
CGCCUAAGAAUACAGUUAAUCAACAAAUACUGUGAACCGUUUUCAUUACGCAUGAAGUUUACUUUUACAUUAAUAGACAUCGAUCUGCUUUAAUAUUGUGCCUAUUUUACAUUAAGGACAAUGUCUUAUCAAUUAUAUCGAAACACAACGUUAGGUAAUACGUUACAAGAAAGCCUCGAUGAACUGAUUCAGUAUGGGCAAAUCACACCACAAUUAGCAAUUAAAGUACUAUUACAAUUUGAUAAGGCAAUAAAUCAAGCACUUGCAACUAGAGUUAAAUCAAGACUUACAUUUAAGGCUGGCAAAUUAAAUACUUACAGAUUUUGUGAUAAUGUAUGGACAUUUAUGCUUAACGAUGUUGAAUUUCGUGAAGUUCAGGAAGUAGCAAUAGUGGAUAAAGUUAAAAUUGUUGCUUGUGAUGGGAAAACACUGGAUGCAGAUGCAGCAACAAAGCGAUAA